Messenger RNA from Cyphellophora attinorum, 885 nucleotides. RefSeq lists its product as uncharacterized. The record is from RefSeq and is a predicted model, not a curated record. Lineage: Eukaryota; Fungi; Ascomycota; Eurotiomycetes; Chaetothyriales; Cyphellophoraceae. The transcript has 3 exons. Bases 1 to 885 code for a protein of 294 amino acids.
AUGGUCCUGAUGAAGAUCGCUAUAGCGGGAACAAAUGGCCUGGCGCAGUUGUUGGCGCACGAGAUCGAAUCUUCUUCCACCAGCCAGUUUGUUUUCCUUUCGAGGCGGCCUGUCGAGGGGCUGGCCAAGAAGGGGUGGCAGGUGAUGGUGGUUGACUAUCGCGAUCAGCGAGCGCUUCAGUUCAAGCUCGCCGGCACAGACGUUGUGCUCUCGACGGUGUGCGGCGACGCACAAGUCGCCCUGAUGGAGGCUGCUGCUGCGGCCAAGGUCAAACGCUUCGUGCCUUCAGAAUUCUCGGGCAAUCCCUCGCGUCGUCCAACGAGCGACCUCAUUGACAAGGGACAUCGAAGAGCCAUAGUCCGUCUGGCUGGCCUUGAAUCAACUGGCAUGCGCUUCUGUACAUUCACCUGUGGAGUCUUCUAUGAAAGAUUCGGUCCGGGAGGACUGGCACAAGUACAGAUCGCCAAGGGCAGCGGCAUCGAUGCAGAGGGUUGCUUCCUCCUCAACGUGCGUCGAUGUACAGCAAAGUUGCCGCCCUCAAGAGGACAAGACGGAAGCUCCGUCAAGGUCAGCAUGGUGUCACUACGUGACCUUGCCCGAUCCAUUGUCGCUGCACUCAAGCUGAAGACAUGGCUAGAGAUGGAAGCAGCAGCUACGAUGCGAGGUCGGCGCUUUGAUGUCCAAGAGCUCUCUCGGCCUUCGCUAGUAUCGGCGAUCAGCUCGGCGCAGCACGCCCGAGAUCUAGACAAAGAGUUGCAACUCCACCAUCUCCUUGCCACCUCGGAUGGAUGGUUUGACUUCUCGCAGCCGGACUUGAAUACUCGGAUCGAUCUUCAAUUUGAACCAUUCCGGAGCUGGCUGCAAAGAGUAUGGGCAGAUGCAUGA